Molecule: messenger RNA, 1062 nt
Organism: Agrilus planipennis (emerald ash borer)
Lineage: Eukaryota; Metazoa; Arthropoda; Insecta; Coleoptera; Buprestidae
Product: zinc finger protein 395-like
Exons: 2
Coding region: 325-891 (188 amino acids)
Biological process (GO): regulation of transcription by RNA polymerase II
Cellular component (GO): nucleus
Molecular function (GO): DNA-binding transcription factor activity; RNA polymerase II cis-regulatory region sequence-specific DNA binding
Source: RefSeq, a predicted model, not a curated record
GACAACAAGUGCGCUCGAAUCAGCUGUUCGAAGUCCUGUUCACCGGCCGGUUUACGUCAGUUGACGUUCAGCCGUUCGAGUUUGCGGAAGUGUUGAUAGAGACGAUUUUGUUCAUAGUAUGACAAAGGAUAGUAUGUUCAUUGAUGAUAAUGGAAAAUUCGUGUGCAGAGUAAAAUUAGAGUGCUUUAGUUUGCAUCAAAGAUCAAAGCAGAAAAUUUUAAUGCGCAGAUUGUACUUCAGAGAUACAUUCGUUUGAUUGCUUUGUUGUCGUGCGUGUUGAAGGUUGUAUCGUUCGGACUUGUUUAAUUAACAUUUGUUAUCGUUAUGUCUACUGGAAAGCGAUUGGCAAAAAGGUCCAUUAUCGGUACUAGAGUUUGUGCUCCCGGCGAAGACGGAAAAUACUACUCUGGCGUAAUACACGCUGUAAAGACGCCUGCCAGCUAUUCAGAAAACAACAAUUGUAUCAAUUUAACUCCGAACACUAGAUAUUCCGUUAGAUUCGACUCUAGGCAAGGCAACCUUGGCAGAGUUACAGCUGAAUUUCGUGAAACAGACCUUAUCGGGCCAGGAUUUCGAUCUAUUACAGGAAUUGAGCUUGUUCCAGGUCAAAAAACAUACGUUACAUAUAACGGAAGAGAAGUAGCCGGUGAAGUUGUAAAACAUCAUUUUGAAAACGACGAAGUAUUCAUCACCAUUUGUCCACCAGGUUGCGAGGGUCCGUUUGAAGUUCAGAAACGCUUGGAAGAGGUCCGUCUUUUGGAGUCUCGCAAGUCUGCUCGUCUAGCCGAUCAGGACACUGACUUCGCCCGUCUGGCAGAUAUGGCAGGAGACCGCAAACGAACUGCCUCCCACACCAUAGACGUGCCUGCACCUUCGCACCAUUUCGGGUAAGAAUAAUUCGUGUAAUUCUACCGGCUUACCUAGUUGUUUCUUUAUUACAUGGGUGCGAAUGUCCACAAAUGGAGAUGUUUUCUCACGACAGCGACCCAACGUUUAAUUAACGGUGUGUGUGACCACCGCGUGUACACAAUCUUAUGUGCAUACCUUUUUGUGUUAAGAAGA